AUGUUAUCACCAUCCACCUUAGAUGAUAUCCUAUCACAACGAGAUGAAUUGGAGGCAUUGAUUGAUAGCCAACGCCAUAAUAUUGGCAGCCAAAGGAAUGACGCUUCCAUCACCAAAGUUCAAUCUAAAGCUAACUCUAAUCCUCAGUUCAAGGAAAUCAAAUCACAAUUAACGCUGAUAUUAAAGGUGUGCCAAGAGAGAAUAGCUCGUUUGGAUCAGAACCAGCAUCAUAAUAAUAAUGACCAAGAUGAUAACAUCACUCCUUUAUCACAAGAGUACUUGGAUUCUGGUUCAUUUUGCAAUACUAAUGACUCCAAUGGUAGUUGGAACUUUCAUGGAGCUACGAGUACUGGAGGGAUAGAUGAUUCGUUUGAACGGGAUAGAACUAUAAAUGAUACCUAUGAAGCUCUUACUAGAUCAGGAAAUCAUAUGAGCAUAGUAUUGGAUAAUCUUAAUGGAGAAUACCAUGAUAGACUAAAUGGAUAUCCUCCAAAGAUUGCUCAAAGUUUCGGGAAUAUAUUGGAAAGUCUUGCUGGUCUUGCUGACAAUGUACCUCCCACAUCUCAACCAGAACUACAAGAUUUGGCUCUACUGAUGAGGGUUACGAUGCAUGAGUUCUCACAUUAA
Messenger RNA from Lizanozyma spartinae, 627 nucleotides. RefSeq lists its product as uncharacterized. Bases 1 to 627 code for a protein of 208 amino acids. Lineage: Eukaryota; Fungi; Ascomycota; Pichiomycetes; Serinales; Debaryomycetaceae. The transcript has a single exon. The record is from RefSeq and is a predicted model, not a curated record.